Paraglomus brasilianum is the source of this 591-nucleotide messenger RNA. Lineage: Eukaryota; Fungi; Glomeromycota; Glomeromycetes; Paraglomerales; Paraglomeraceae. The record is from the annotation of a GenBank genome assembly.
AUGGCCUCACGACGUUCCCGCCGACGUUCCUGUAGUAGGAGCCACACCACCACAAAUACAUCACCUGCUGCCGGAAAUACAACACCUCCACCAGCAAAUACAUCACCUGCUGCCGGAAAUACAACACCUCCACCAGCAAAUACACAACCGACUACCCCAACAACACCGAACCCACAGCCUACACCCACUACACCCCCUCCAAAAGACACUAAUACUCCAGCACCCUCUGCGUCGAAACCGCCACCCAAAACACAAGUCAUUACAUCUGCAGACGCAAGUGGAAAUGUCGUUACGUAUACAACGACAUCUACCACGGAUCCUGUUCCUACCGAUUCGAAUGCGACGGAUCCUUCAGGUGUUGGUAACACUAGUAACUCAAAGGGCCAAGAUGGAGGUUCUAAUACAAGCGUUGUCACUGCAGCUAUCGUUGUGGGAACUGUCGUCGUUGCUGCCGCAUUUGGUAUUUGGAUAUUUAGAAAAUGGAAGCUAUCCCCAACAAGGAAAUUCAAGGAAAAGAUCCAACCAGUAGAUUUCUCACCUCGAUCACACGAGUCCGAUACAAUGUUCUUGCGAGAGUUAAAUGAGCCUUAA